Molecule: messenger RNA, 1654 nt
Organism: Nematolebias whitei (Rio pearlfish)
Lineage: Eukaryota; Metazoa; Chordata; Actinopteri; Cyprinodontiformes; Rivulidae
Product: four and a half LIM domains protein 1
Exons: 6
Coding region: 95-937 (280 amino acids)
Biological process (GO): muscle organ development
Molecular function (GO): transmembrane transporter binding
Source: RefSeq, a predicted model, not a curated record
GCUCGGUCCACUUGGAGCCUCCAGCCCGUGUCGGUGAAGCAGAGUCCCGCAGCAGAGCUCGCUCCGAGUCCGGUGAGUGUACCUCGGCGUGACGAUGGCCGACAGCUCCCAGUGUUCCUACUGCCGCGAGGACCUCGCAGGGAAGAGGUACGUACGCAUCGAGGGAAAGCCCGUUUGCGUUCGCUGCCACACCAAGUUCUGCGCCAAGUCCUGCGCCGAGUGCCGUCGACCCAUCUCCGUGGAGACGAAGGAGCUGAGCCACAAAGGACGCUCCUGGCAUGAAGAGUGUUUCCGUUGUGCAAAGUGUUACAAGCCUCUGGCCAAAGAGCCGUUCAACUCCAAGGAUGACCGGAUCAUGUGCGUGAAGUGUUGCUCGAGAGAGGAUGCUCCGCGCUGCCACGGCUGCUUUAAAUCCAUUCUGGCUGGCACAGAGACGGUCGUGUACAAAGGAAACUCGUGGCACGACGAGUGCUUCACUUGUAGCGGCUGUAAAACACCGAUAGGAUCUCAGAGUUUCCUCACCAAAGGAAGUGAUGUUUACUGUAAUCCGUGCUACGAUGACAAAUUUGCCAAGCACUGCGUCAGCUGCAAAAAGCCGAUAACCUCUGGAGGAGUGAACUACCAGGAGCAGCCGUGGCACAGCCACUGCUUUGUGUGCAGCUCCUGUUCAAAGCCACUGGCCGGGUCCAGUUUCACCAACCACCAGGACCAGGUCUUCUGUGUCGACUGCUACAAGAGCUCUGUGGCCAAGAAGUGCAGCGGCUGCCAGAACCCCAUCACAGGUUUUGGUAAAGGCGUGAACGUUGUGAACUUUGAGGGCAGCUCGUGGCACGAAUACUGCUUCAACUGUAAGAGAUGCUCCCUCAGUCUGUCCGACAAACGAUUCGUGACCAAAGGAAGAGACAUCCUCUGCUCUGACUGUGGCAACAAGGAGUGACUGGAUACUGCCUUGAAUGAAACACGGCUUUCUAACCUUUGAGUCGUUUUUACAACGACCGCGCCUACAUUUCAGUAUCCUCCUCAUUUUUUGAGGCAUUUACUGACGUGGUAAUUCUGAUACACGCUCACUUUUAAUGUGCAACGCGCUGAAACAACUGAUGCUCAGAUCGACUGCUGUAGGUCAUGACAAUGAGAAACAGAAUGAAAAUGAUGCAACAAAAAAACAACUACUCCCAGUUAACUGGAGUAAAUCUGGUUGGCUGCUAAAAGAAGUUGUUUUCAAACUAAUAAAUAAAUGGAUUUAUUGAACAGGUUGCAUCAAUUUCAUUCUUUAGUCUCUCUCUUUUUUUUUUUUUAAUCAUCUGCUCCGUCUGUUUCACGUGCCUAAAGUAUUCAACAAACUAUAAAGAAUUAAUUUGCAUAUUUUUAAAGUCAGUAUUUGUUAAUAAAAAGUACUAGCAUGCUUUAAAUUGUAUUAAUGUCAUAAUCACUUCAGUGCCUUUUACGGCUAGUUAUUUUAAUUUUAAAGUUAAUAUCCCGCCAGGAUCAAAUGAUCAUUUUUAAUUAUUUGUCAAAAUGCUAACUUGGAUCGGUUAAACUUUAAGCACCUUUCUAACCAGUUUUCACUCCAUGGGGAGAGAGGAAGUUGUAAAACUGAAUUGUUUGUUGCACGUCUGGAUGUGUCGAUGCCUUAAAACGAAAUAAACUUUACACA